ACAACAGUAAGACAGAUCGAUCGAGCAGGGAAGAGGAAGAAAAUGGCCGGCGGCGAGGGGGCCGCGGCGGUGAUGUGCACGCCGGCGUUCGUGGGGCGGGUGCUGCGCAGCCGGUGGUACGUGGUGUUCGCGUCCAUGGUGGUGAUGGCGGCGUCGGGGUCCACCUACAUCUUCGCGCUCUACUCCAAGGAGCUGCGGUCUGUGCUGGGGUACAACCAGCAGACGCUCAACACGCUCGGCUUCUUCAAGGACCUCGGCACCAACGUCGGCGUCGUCUCCGGCCUGGUGCAGCAGGUGGCGCCCACGUGGGCCGUGCUCCUCAUCGGCGCCGGCAUGAAUCUGGCGGGCUACCUCAUGGUCUACCUCGCGCUCACGGAGCGUACGGCGGCGCCGCCCGUGUGGCUCAUGUGCAUCUACAUGUGCGUCGGCGCCAACGCGCUCACCUUCUCCAACACCGGCGCGCUCGUCGCCUGCGUCAAGAACUUCCCCGAGAGCCGCGGCAUCGUCAUCGGCCUGCUCAAGGGCUUCGUCGGCCUCAGCGGCGCCAUCUACACGCAGCUCUACCUCGCCAUCUACGGCGACGACGCCAAGUCCCUCGUCCUCCUCAUCGCAUGGCUCCCCGCCGCCGUCUACAUCUUCUUCGUCCACACCAUCCGCGUCCUGCCCUACCGCCGCCGCGCCGAGGGCGACGAGCCCAACAGCAAGCCCUUCUUCUGCUUCCUCUACAUCUCCAUCGCGCUCGCCACCUACCUCCUCGUCAUGAUCGUGGUGCAGAAGCAGGUGCCCAGCUUCUCCCACGCCGCCUACGCCGUCGGCGCCACCGUGCUCCUCCUCAUCCUCUUCCUCCCCCUCGGCGUCGUCAUCAAGGAGGAGUACGCCGCCGUCUCCCAGCUCGAGGAGUCCCUCCAGCACCCGCCGGCGAUCACCGUCGAGGAACCAGCUGCAGCAAGCACGAAGAAAGAGGACGACGAGCCGUCGUGUGGUAUGAAGGGCUGCCUCACCAACAUGUUCAAGCCGCCGGCGCUGGGGGAGGACUACACCAUCAUGCAGGCGCUGGUGAGCGUGGAGAUGCUGGUGCUCUUCGUCGUCUCCGUGUUCGGCAUCGGCGGCACGCUCACGGCCAUCGACAACAUGGCGCAGAUCGGCCAGUCGCUGGGCUACCCGCACAAGAGCGUCAACACCUUCGUCUCCCUCAUCAGCAUCUGGAACUACGCCGGCCGCGUCGGCGCCGGCUACAUGUCCGAGUUCUUCGUCGCCCGCUACAGGUUCCCGCGCCCGCUCGCCCUCACCGCCGUGCUCCUCUUCUCCUGCGUCGGCCACCUCCUCAUCGCCUUCGGCGUGCCGCAGUCCCUCUACGCCGCCUCCGUCAUCCUCGGUUUCUGCUUCGGCGCCCAGUGGCCGCUCCUCUUCUCCAUCAUCUCCGAGGUCUUCGGCCUCAAGUACUACUCCACGCUCUUCAACUUCGGCUCCGCAGCCAGCCCCAUCGGCGCCUACGUGCUCAACGUGCGCAUCGCCGGACGCAUGUACGACGCCGAGGCCGCCAGGCAGCACGGUGGACACGCCGCCGCCGCUGUCGGCGACAAGAUCUGCAAGGGGGUGCUGUGCUUCAAGCACGCCUUCCUCAUCAUCACCGGGGUCACGCUCGCCGGCGCGCUCGUCUCGCUCGUGCUCGUUUGGAGGACCAGAAACUUCUACAAGGGUGACAUCUACGCCAAGUUCAAGGUGGCGCCCGUCGUCGCAACCGCCGAUGCCGAUGGGAGCGACCAAGCUGCUGGGGAAAUGGCGCCUGUCGUUACGGAGGAGCAGGCCCACAAUGGAAAGAACAAGAAACUGCAGCAGGUCAACGAUGACGAGUUCAAGUGAUGACUAACUAAUUUCGUUUGAUUACAACAAUACUACUACUUAAUUUAGAGAAGAUGUGGAUGAACCUGUACUGUUUCAUUGUCAAAUUAAUGUGGUAAUACGGUUUUCAACUUUC
Molecule: messenger RNA, 1978 nt
Organism: Triticum dicoccoides
Lineage: Eukaryota; Viridiplantae; Streptophyta; Magnoliopsida; Poales; Poaceae
Exons: 1
Coding region: 43-1863 (606 amino acids)
Cellular component (GO): membrane
Source: RefSeq, a predicted model, not a curated record